AUGAAGACCCCCAUCCUGCUGCAGGCCUUCUCUGGACACGCCUUUGUGGAAAAAGGCGUCGUUCAUGCCAGCCUCGAUGUUUCCGCAACCGUGCGGGCUUUUGAUAAGCGGAUCCGCGAGUUGACUGGCUUCCGCUUGAAAGGGCUGACACCAAUCUCGCUGGCCAAGAGUGUUAGCGUCUCGACUCUCUUUGCGCAAGUCCGCAAGGACGCUUUGAUAGAGUUUUGA
Metarhizium robertsii ARSEF 23 is the source of this 228-nucleotide messenger RNA. RefSeq lists its product as uncharacterized. The coding region runs from base 1 to 228 and encodes 75 amino acids. The record is from RefSeq and is a predicted model, not a curated record. Lineage: Eukaryota; Fungi; Ascomycota; Sordariomycetes; Hypocreales; Clavicipitaceae. The transcript has a single exon.